Molecule: messenger RNA, 2535 nt
Organism: Gamsiella multidivaricata
Lineage: Eukaryota; Fungi; Mortierellomycota; Mortierellomycetes; Mortierellales; Mortierellaceae
Product: eukaryotic translation initiation factor 3 subunit 8
Exons: 5
Coding region: 1-2535 (844 amino acids)
Biological process (GO): translational initiation
Cellular component (GO): eukaryotic translation initiation factor 3 complex
Molecular function (GO): RNA binding; translation initiation factor binding; translation initiation factor activity
Source: RefSeq, a predicted model, not a curated record
AUGUCUCGAUUCUUCCGUGCAGGAGAGAGCGAUUCCGACGACACAGAGUCCGACUACUCCGAGGGCCUGUCUGCCUCUGACUCUGAGGACCACUCCGACUCUUCUGAAGAGUCCUCCUCUGAUUCUGACGACCAGGCCACUGACAAGAAGGCUGCUGCCUUCAGGAGACGUCUUUUGGAUUCCGACUCUGAGAGUGAUGAGGAAAUCACCCGCACCGUGCGUUCUGCAAAGGACAAGCGAUUCGACGAGAUCGAUCAGGCAGUGACAGCGAUGGCCAACGCCCAAAAGAUCAACGAUUGGAUCUCAGUCCAGAAUGAAUUCGAACGUGCCAAUAAGGCACUUCAAAAGUCUGCUGGCAUCAUUUCCCAGGCUGGUGUCCCCAAGUUCUAUAUCAAGGCCGUGGCAGAACUUGAAAAGACCAUCCAGGUCGCUCUGGAGAAGGAAAAAUCGGCCUCCAAGAAGAUGAAUGCAUCUAACGCCAAAGCAUUGAACGCGAUGAAACAAAAGAUCAAGAAGAACAACAAAACCUACGAAAGCCAGAUUCAGGAGUACGAGAAAGACCCCGACAACUACGGCGUCGAGGAGGAGGAGGUUGUCGAGGUCAAGACUAAGGCCAAGAAGCCGAAGAAGGCCGUUGUUUCAGACUCAGAGGAAGAGGACGAGGAGGGCGAGCAGGUCGACGACGGCUUCACCCCCGUGGGUCCUGGCGGAAAGACUAUUGAGCUUACGCAGGAUAAUCUAUUUAAGAAACUGAGGGAGAUUGCUGAGGCUCGCGGUAAGAAGAAUACGAACCGCGGGGAGCAGGUCCGCAUCUUGGAGAGACUUCUCGUCAUUGCCAACACCCCUUAUCAGAAGAUCAGAGUCCUCCUCAGCUUGAUCUCGGCCCAGUUCGACUUUGCCAUCGGUCUUUCGGGCUACAUGAACAUCCCUCUUUGGAAGAACGCUGAAAAAUACUUGAACAACCUUCUGAACGUUUUGGAGACCAGCAAUGGAUAUGUCGUCAAAGAAAACGUUCCAGAGGAAGACGACAGUGACAAGGACCGCACCCCACAGAAUGGCGAGACGGUCUUCAUUCAAGGAUCGAUUGUCGCCUUUGUUGAUCGUCUAGACGAUGAGUUCACGAAGUCUCUUCAGAACAUUGAUCCUCACACCACCGAUUAUAUCGAUCGUCUCAAGGAUGAAGUCAGUCUUUACGCCGUCAUUGUUCGUUCGCUUGCGUAUUUUACUCGUCUCGAGGCGACAGACGCCAUCUCCCGCAUCACCAUGAGACGUUUGGAGCACUUGUACUUCAAGCCCGAGCCUGUCAUUAUUGCGGUCGAAAAUGCCACUGCUGCGCUCUUGCCCUCGGGCAUCAUCCAGGCCACUCAGGACUCUUCCAAUCUCAUCCACGAGCUGUGCGCCUUCCUGUACAAGAACGCAUCAUCUCUUCUCCGCACUCGUGCCAUGCUCUGUCACAUCUAUCACCACGCGCUCCAUAAUCGCUUCUUCCAGGCCAGGGACAUGAUGUUGAUGUCGCACUUGCAAGAGACCAUUCACCAGGUCGAUAUCACCACCCAGAUCCUGCACAACCGCACCAUGGUUCAGCUCGGCCUCUGCGCCUUCCGCGAUGGAAUGAUCAGAGAGGCGCAAACGUGUUUGCAGGACAUCUCUGGGACUGGUCGCGUCAAGGAGCUGUUGGCCCAGGGUCUUUCGCUCCAGCGCCACAGUACUGCCAGUCCUGAGCAAGAGAAAUUGGAACGCCAGCGCCAGCUUCCUUUCCACAUGCAUAUCAACCUGGAGCUCUUAGAGUGUGUCUACCUGACCUGCUCGAUGCUUCUCGAGAUCCCGUCCAUGGCUGCAGCCAACACUCACCCCGAACUGCGUAAGAGGGUGAUCUCGAAGCCUUUUCGCCGCAUGCUCGACUACAACUCUCGCCAGGUUUUCUCGGGACCCCCUGAGAACACCCGCGACCACAUCAUGGGCGCUGCUAAGGCUCUGGCUAACGGUGAAUGGCAGAGUUCGGUCGAACUGAUCAGCGCUAUCAAAAUUUGGGACCUUAUGCCCGAGUCGGCGAAGAUCAAGGAGAUGUUGAACCACAAGAUUCAGGUGGAGGGUCUGCGUACGUUCCUGUUUACGAACGCAUCGUACUACUCUUCGAUCAGUCUUGACCAGCUUGCCAAGAUGUUCGAGCUGCCUUUGGCCAGUACUGUUUCGAUUGUGUCGAAGAUGGUGUGGAGCGAAGAGCUGUCGGCUAGUAUUGACCAGGUCAAGAACGUGGUGGUUUUGCACCAUGUGCAGCUUUCGAGGCUGCAGACUCUUGCUCUCGGCUUUGCUGAUAAGGCCACUGGAUUCGUGGAGGGCAACGAAAAGUUGUUGGAAUCCAAGACUCCACAGCAAGGAGAGCGUCCCAACAAGAAGGGACCGAACGCAAAUAAAGAGCAGUCGUCUGGAAAUAAGCAGCAGCAGCAGCGCACCAUGGGUCCCCGCGGCAGUCGCGGAGGACGCAAUCAAUUCAAUAAUGGACUUGGCAACAGUGUGCGCGGUGGUCGCAAGUAA